CCGUGGGCGGCGCGGGGCGAGCUCAACGCGAGCGUGAUGGACUUCACACCAAACUACAUCUGCGACGCGGACGCGAUGGCACGCAUCCACGACAGCGCCGCGGGGAGGCCCGAGGCGGUCAAGUUCAUCGUAGUGGUUCGCGACCCGGUGGCGCGCGCCUUCUCGGAGUGGUCGAUGUUUGCGCUCGGCUGGAACUGGGAUCCGGUCAAGAACUUCUCGGCGGCGAUGGCGUACAAGCUGCAGGCGCUGCAGAGGUGCAACCGCUCCCUCUACCUCAACGUCAGCAGGCUGCGCCAGCUGCCCACCACGGAGCUCGCCGCGUACCUGCGGAAGUGCUUCGACUACGGCCGCGCGACAAUGUAUGCCACCAGCUCGAUGUACUCCGCUUGCCUGCUGCACGCGCUCCGCUACUUCAAGCGGGAGCAGUUCCUUGUCCUCCGGUACGAGGACCUCAUGGCGAUGGACGCGACCGCGACGCUGCGGCUCCUCUCGCGCUUCACCGGCCUCCAUCUCGACGACAGCACGGCGGCCAAGGCGCGAGGCCAGUGCCAACCCGCGAGGCUGCGCGCGGGCAAGCAAGGCAAGGCGGACGCCCCGCCGAACGCCUACUCGUCGUCCUCGCCGCACGCGGCGGAGAUGCUCGCCGAGGCGGCGCCGCAGCUGGAGGCCGUCUUCGCGCCGUACAACGCGCUGCUGCGCGAGCUGCUGCACCCUCGCCUCUCGUGGGCUGCGAGCGACCACCGCAAGGUGCCGCUCAGCGCUGAGGCCAAGGCGCGGGUGGCCGCGGAGCGGUACCAGCGCCGCCUGGCGCUGCGCAGGCGGCAGGUGAGCCGAAGGGUGGCGCAGAUCGAGAGGGCGGCCGAGGUGCGGUCGCGGAUCGGCGGAGCCGCGGCCGCCGCUGGCCGCGGGGCGGGGAGAGGCGCAAUUGCGCGGGGCGCGAGGAGGAGGGGCGGGGCCCGGCGGUUGCCGGGGCGCCGUGGGGAAGCUCAUGAAGGUGCUGCCUCGAGGUGAACGAAAGAAAGAACGAGACGAACGUCAAAUGAAGUAGUACGCAUUCGAGCGCCGCGCAGUUUUGCGAGCGGGUGCAGUUUUUGCGGGUGCAGAUUCGCGGGUGGAGAAAAUUGCU
Emiliania huxleyi CCMP1516 is the source of this 1126-nucleotide messenger RNA. RefSeq lists its product as hypothetical. The record is from RefSeq and is a predicted model, not a curated record. Gene Ontology annotation, molecular function: sulfotransferase activity. The transcript has 12 exons. Lineage: Eukaryota; Haptophyta; Isochrysidales; Noelaerhabdaceae. Bases 37 to 1011 code for a protein of 324 amino acids.